Molecule: messenger RNA, 1521 nt
Organism: Loa loa (African eye worm)
Lineage: Eukaryota; Metazoa; Nematoda; Chromadorea; Rhabditida; Onchocercidae
Exons: 9
Coding region: 230-1039 (269 amino acids)
Source: RefSeq, a predicted model, not a curated record
GUUAUAGAGAGUAAUCGAUUUCGACAUCCUCCGAUUGAUAUGUUUACAAAUGUUUGGAUGAUGUAUCCUUCCUCAGUGUAAUGGGAUAAAACAUUUGUGGCAAGCAUUAUCAAGUAUUGGUCUUGGUAUCCAGCCUCCCAACCAUCUCUGCUAAAGCAGAUCUGUUUGGUUUGAAGUUAGAGCAAAUGUGGGCAAUACUUUAUAUCUUUCCAGUGUACAUACAAUAAUCAUGAAUGUGGCAGAGAAACUCCAGUUAUCAAAAGCCUCAUUCGAACUAAAAGGAGUGAUUGUCAAGCUGGAGAAUAACUGGCUUACCAUUUCCAUAGUUUCACCAGCGGUUGAAGUGAAUUCUUUUGAGAUCGAAUUAGAGAAUGACGCUUUAUCAGAGGUGCUACAGUUGGGUUCAUGGGUAAUUCUAUAUAAUGCUGGACAAAACGUCUAUCAGAUUGCACGACAGUGCAAUGAAGUUUUGCCGACAUACGUUUACAAGGAUCUCGUUCUUCUUAAAACGAAUAUACGUUUUCAAGGAAAAAAACAAGAGGGAUAUGGUAGUUGGGUUUGGUCGCUAGAAUUAGGAAGAGUUGCAGCUGUCUGCCACGAAAGAUACAAACCGAAGCAAGAUUACGUAGCGUUAGUAGCGAGAAAACCAACAAAAUAUCGGCUUACUGUCGAGUACAACUGGAUGCUUACAAAAUAUAUUGAAGAACGUAGUCUCAACGUACAGCUUGAUGCCAUCUUUCAAAAGCAUAGGAUUUGCAAUAGUCGAGAAAAUCGUUUUAACAAGGAACAUGAAGUUCAUCGCAGUGACAGCGGAGAUUAUUGUUCUGAUAAUACUGAGGAUGACGAUCAUCUUUUUUACGAGAAUUUGGAAGAAAACAAGCACCGAAACUCCACUAGCAACAAUAUUUAUGCUGUUAUAACGAAAGUUGUGUCAAAUCCAAACAUCAGAGUAGCUAUGCAGAGAUAUCGACCCAAAGAAUUACUCAGUAUAUGUGAAGCUCUUAAUCUGAAGUUCAGUAUUAGUGAUCCAUCUUCAUAACACUGACGGACACUUGACAGUUCAACGGAACACGAAACAACAAACAGAAUAUUUUGCUUCCUCUGUUCUGUAAUUCUGUUUGUUUGAACAGUGCCGCAACUGUUGCGUCAGGGAUAGGAAUCUGAACGUUUUAUGUUAUUCACUUUCUUGAUCAUUCAAAUAGACCAUUUUAUCACAUUUAAAUAUUGUAGGAUGUAGAUUCGCGUUCAUUUGCUUAAAUGAUAGACAGGUGUUAGUAGUAAGUAUCAAGUGGUGAUAGAACAUUAAUCACCGCUUCCAAAGAUUUAUUGUUAACGGAAUGCUUGUGCUUUUAUCUUUUAUUUGUUUGUUUUUAUUUCUUUUCAUACGUAAUUUAUUAGGAAUUGUGCUUUUCAGAGUUUGGCAUAGAAGAUUUCAUUACUUUUUGUUUGAUUAACUUUCAUUAAAUUUAUUGUUUGCCUCUUCACUUUAUAUCCUUUGAAUUAAAGCUUUCAUAAAGUCCC